AUGCCCACGCGUCACCCCACCUUACUGGAGACUUUCUCCAGUCGGGCGCAGACGGCUACGCACCCGCUCACGGCGUAUCUGCUGCGACUGAUGGACCUCAAGGCAUCCAAUCUCUGCCUCAGCGCCGACGUCUCGACCGCUCGCGAGCUGCUCCAGCUAGCCGACAAGGUUGGCCCGUCCAUAGUGGUGCUCAAGACACACCAUGACGUCGUCUCCGGUUGGGACUUCCACCCGCACACCGGGACCGGCGCGAGACUGGCGCAGCUGGCCCGCAAGCACGGGUUCCUCAUAUUCGAAGAUCGAAAGUUCGGCGACAUCGGGCACACGGUCCAGAUGCAGUACGUGGGCGGCUCGGCCCGCAUCAUCGACUGGGCGCACAUCGUCAACGUCAACAUGGUGCCCGGCAAGGCCGCCGUGACCGCCCUGGCGGAGGCGGAGGCGAAAUGGCGCGAGCGAUACCAAUACGAGGUCAAGACUUCGGUCACCGUGGGCACGCCGCGGUCAGACACCUUCGACGAACAACCGGAGGAGUCGGGGUGGUGGAACACGGACGAAGAAGGCCAGAAUAGGGAGGGCGUAGGUCGAAAGGGAAGCAUCGUCUCCGUCACGACAUUGACGCAGCACUACGAGUCGGCGACAUCACCCAGAUUCCCCCGGGACGAGACCAAAGGCGAGGACUGCCUGUACGCCGGCAUCGACGAACCGCCCAUAGAGCGCGGACUCUUGAUCCUCGCGCAGAUGUCGAGUGCGGGCAACUUCAUGAACCGCGAGUACACGCAAGCCUGCGUGGAGGCUGCGAGGGAGCACCGUCGCUUCGUCAUGGGCUUCGUUUCCCAGGAGAGCCUCAACUCCGAACCGGACGACCAUUUCAUCCACAUGACCCCCGGCUGUCAGCUGCCGCCCGAAGGAGAGGAAGAGAACGGGACCGUGGCAGGCGACGGGUUGGGUCAGCGGUACAACACGCCCCAGAAGCUUAUCGGCCUCUGCGGCACCGACAUUGUCAUCGUGGGUCGGGGUAUCCUGAAAGCCGGGGAUCCCCAGUCCGAGGCCGAGAGAUACCGAACGACUGCCUGGAAGGCGUAUCUCUCGCGGGUGACCAAGAAUACGUAA
Molecule: messenger RNA, 1110 nt
Organism: Sodiomyces alkalinus F11
Lineage: Eukaryota; Fungi; Ascomycota; Sordariomycetes; Glomerellales; Plectosphaerellaceae
Product: orotidine-5'-phosphate decarboxylase
Exons: 1
Coding region: 1-1110 (369 amino acids)
Biological process (GO): 'de novo' UMP biosynthetic process; 'de novo' pyrimidine nucleobase biosynthetic process
Cellular component (GO): cytosol
Molecular function (GO): orotidine-5'-phosphate decarboxylase activity
Source: RefSeq, a predicted model, not a curated record